Ictalurus furcatus (blue catfish) is the source of this 7583-nucleotide messenger RNA. RefSeq names its product bicaudal D homolog 1a (gene bicd1a). The transcript has 9 exons. The coding region runs from base 1631 to 4210 and encodes 859 amino acids. Lineage: Eukaryota; Metazoa; Chordata; Actinopteri; Siluriformes; Ictaluridae. Gene Ontology annotation, molecular function: dynein intermediate chain binding; dynein complex binding; cytoskeletal adaptor activity. The record is from RefSeq and is a predicted model, not a curated record. Gene Ontology annotation, cellular component: cytosol; Golgi apparatus. Gene Ontology annotation, biological process: protein localization to organelle; microtubule anchoring at microtubule organizing center; regulation of microtubule cytoskeleton organization.
CUUUAAGUCCUGUAAGUUGCGAGGUGGCACCUCUAUGGAUCGGAUUUGUUUGUUCAGCACAUCCCACAGAUGUUCGAUCGGACUAAGAUCUGGGGAAUUUGGAGGCCAAUGCAACUCCUUGAACUCUUUGACAAGUUCCUCAAACCAUUCCUGAACAAUUUUUGCAACAUUUCUGCUGAAAGAGGCCACUGACAUUAGGGAAUACCAUUGCCAUGAAGGGGUGUACUUGGUCUGCACCAAUGUUUAGGUAGAUGGUAUGUGUCAAAGUAACAUCCACAUGAAUGCCAGAACCCAAGAUUUCCCAGUAGAACAUUGCCCAGAGCAUCACACUACCUCCGCUGGCUUGCCUUCUUUCCAUAGUGCAUUCUGGUGCCAUCUCUUCCCCAGGUAAGCGACAUGUUCGCCCGGCCAUCCACAUGUUGUAAAACAAAAUCUAAUUCAUCAGAUCAGGCCACCUUCUUCCACUGCUCCAUGGUCCAGUUCUGAUGCUCACGUGUCCAUUGUAGGCGUUUUCAGUGGUGGACCGGGGUCAGCAUGGGCACUCUGACCCAAACGCAGCAAGCUGCAAUGCAUUGAAUUCAGACACCUUUCUAUCAUAGCCAGCAUUAACUUGUUCAGUAAUUUGUAGUACAAUAGCUCUUCUGUGGGAUCAGACCAGACCAGCUAGACUUCACUCCCCACAUGCAUCAAUGAGUCUUGUGUGCCCAUGACCCUGUCCCUGAUUCACGGGAUGUCCUUUCUCUGGACAACUUUUGGUGGGUAUUAACCACUGCAUACAGGGAACACUCCACAAGACCUGCCAUUUUGGAGAUACUCUGACCCGUUAGUCUAGCCAUCACAAUUUGUCCCUUGUCAAAGUCGCUCAGAUCCUUACGCUUACCCAUUUUUCCUGCUUCCAACAGAUCAACUUUGAGGACUGACUGUUCACUUGCUGCCUAAUAUAUCCCACCCCUUAACAGGUGUCAGUAUCAUGAGAUAAUCAGUGUUAUUCACGUCACCUCUCAGUUGUUUUAAUGUUAUGGCUGGUCGGUGUAUACUGUUUUUUUCACUUGCUACCUAUCCAACAGCCUUCUGAUAACUGAGAAAUAAUUAGAUGGUCUAGCUAUAUUUGUUUUUUUGUUUUGUUUUGUUUUGUUUUUUAUAAUGGUUCUUUUGCUUUUGUUUUUUGUCUGUUUGUUUGUUUGAUUGAUUGAUUGAUUGAUCGAUCUACAAUGCCUGUGUGCAACGAAGCUGAUAAAGUGACACACGUCAAGCUGAUGAUGACGUCACGUGUCGGGGGUGAAACGCUCCCUUCAUCUUGUACGUUGCAUAGAAACACAGUGUACAUCCCUGUUCAUAUUAGAUUGGGCAACAACCCAGUAGACAAGCAUUAGAUAUAAUUUUUGAACAAAUAAAAAACGUCAAGGACAAAUCGAGUCCAAACGUUACUAGUGUUUCUUUAGCACAGAGAGGUAGGGACGCGUGCGCGGCGCGAGCCGCAGUGGCGUUCUCCACCCGGUGCGGCUCGUGGCGCACUGAGAGGAGGAAGAGGAGGAGGAGCAGGACGAGGAGGAGGAGCAGGAGGAGUGGUUCACUUCCCAGCUGAACUGGCUGUCUGGAUUUUGCACAACAAGGAGGCUGACAGAGUACGAUGGCGGCUGGAGGAGGAUGUGCGGACAGCGCGGAUGAGUACCGGGCCGAGGUGGAGCGGCUGAGCCGCGAGCUCGCUGAAGCGAACCGGGAGAAGAUCCGCGCGGCGGAGUGCGGCCUCGCUGUGCUCGAGGAGAACCAGAGUCUGAAACAGCAGUGCACCGACCUGGAGGCUGAGCAGGAGACGCUCAGGAGAGAGCUGGAGCAGCUGCAGGAGGCAUUUGGGCAGGCGUACUCUAACCAGCGUAAAGUGGCAGAGCAUGGUGAGACGAAUGAGGAGACACUUCUGCAGGAGUCCGCCUCCAAAGAGGCAUACUACAAGAAUCGCCUGCUAGAGUUGCAGACGGAGCUCGACCUGAGUCGCUCAGUGGCUUCUAACACACAGGCGGAGAACGAACGGCUUAACAUGCUACUCCAGGACUUAAGAGAGAGUAACGAGAUGCUGGAGCUGCAGAAGGCCAGGAUGAGAGAAGAGAUUAAGGAGUAUAAGUUCAGAGAAGCCAGAUUGCUGCAGGACUACACUGAGCUGGAGGAGGAGAACAUCACACUACAGAAACUCGUGUCCACACUCAAGCAGAACCAGGUGGAGUAUGAGGGUUUAAAACACGAAAUCAAAGUUCUGGAAGAAGAAACAGUUCUGCUAAAUAGCCAAUUAGAUGACGCGUUGCGUUUAAAGGACAUCUCUGAGGGACAGUUAGAAGAGGCGCUGGAUGCUCUGAAGAUUGAACGAGAACAGAAGAACAGCCUGAGAAAGGAGCUAGCCCACCACCUCAGCCUGUCUGACAGUGUGUAUGGAACCAGCACACAGAUCCCCAUCUCUGUUGUAGAGGGAUUAAAGUUUGCAGAGGAGCCAACCACCAACGCCACCUUGGCCUCCGGAUCUAAUCCCAAUAAUGAGGACAGUAACAGGUGUAACGGCUGUAACGGCCAUGGGCCGAAGAUGAACAGUGACUACCACCGGCCGGGUGGGAGGAAAGAAAUGCUGAACCCUGUGUCUGAUCUGUUCAGCGAACUCAACCUGUCUGAAAUCCAGAAAUUGAAACAGCAACUCUUACAGGUGGAGCGUGAAAAUGCCACCCUACUGACUAACCUGCAGGAGUCUCAGACCCAGCUACAACACACGCAAGGAGCUCUAACAGAGCAACACAAGCGUGUGAAUUGCCUUACAGCACGUGUCAAUGCUAUGAAACGUCUGUGCAGUGACAAGCAGCUGGAUGCUGAGGAGACCGAGAAAGGGGAUACUCCUUUGAAUGGCUGCCGUGAGUAUGACGUCGACAUUAAUGGCAUUGAGAUCCUGGAAUGUAAGUACAAGGUGGCUGUUACAGAGGUCAUCGACCUGAAAGCAGAGUUGAAAGCCUUGAAGGAAAAGUACAAUCAGUCUGUGGAGAGCCAAUCAGAAGAGCGCAGCGAAAGUGAGGGGAAAGUGCAAGCACUUUAUGAUCAUGUGACAUCAUUGGAGAGGGAGUGUCGUGAGAGCCGUGAGCGAAUCACCAGCCUAGAGGCCGAGCUCCGAUGCACAUCAUCCAUGUCCAGUGAGAGUCAAGCUAUGCUGAAUGCUGCUCAGGAUGAGCUAGUUACCUUCAGCGAAGAACUUGCCCAGCUUUACCAUCAUGUCUGCUUGUGCAACAACGAAACACCCAAUCGUGUCAUGCUGGACUACUACCGCCAGAGUCGUGUUACACGUAGCGGCAGUCUUAAAGGCACUGAUGACCCACGUGCAUUGCUGUCGCCACGCCUUGCCCGUCGACUUGCUGCUGCCAACUCGUCAGAUCCUUCUCGGAGCCCUCAUGACUCACCCUUGAAGGAAGCAUUGGGUGAAGGUGGUAAAGCAGAGACAGUGAGUCCCAACAGAACCCCAUUUGGCUCCCCGGUCCACAGUGCCUCACCAGCUGCUUCACCCUUACCAGAUGCAAGCGGAGAUCUUCGCAAAGAGCCUUUGAAUAUUUACAACCUGAAUGCCAUUAUUCGGGACCAGAUCAAGCACCUACAGAGAGCUGUGGAUCGCUCACUGCAACUGUCCAGACAGAGGGCUGCUGCUCGGGAGCUGGCACCCAUCUUUGACAAGGACAAGGAGACUUGCAUGGAGGAGAUCCUGAAGAUGAAGUCCCUCUUGAGCACGAAGAGGGAACAGAUAGCCACUUUAAGGCUUGUACUUAAAGCCAACAAACAGACUGCAGAAGUAGCCUUGGCUAACCUGAAGAGCAAGUAUGAAAAUGAAAAGACUAUUGUGACAGAGACAAUGAUGAAGCUGAGGAAUGAGCUAAAGGCUCUGAAAGAGGAUGCAGCCACCUUUUCCUCUCUGAGGGCGAUGUUUGCCACCAGGUGCGAUGAGUAUGUUACUCAGCUGGAUGAGAUGCAGAGGCAGCUGGCAGCAGCAGAAGAUGAGAAAAAGACUCUUAACUCUCUGCUCCGCAUGGCCAUCCAGCAGAAGCUGGCUCUCACACAGCGUUUGGAAGACCUGGAGUGUGAUCAUGAACAGUCAUAUCGUGGCCGUGGAGUAAAGAUGCCCAAAAUCAAAACCAUUCCUCCGAAAAUUGUCAGCAGUCUGCUGCAUCAGUAUCGCCACGCUCCCGACAAGUGAGGAGUGGGAGAGUAUUCACAGCUCGCAGUACUAAUAUUGUGAUAACACUUCGAGAAGAUGAGCUACAAGAAGCCACCUCCAGACUUCCCUGUGACCCUUUUACAUGUCUGUCACAUCGCUCCAAUAUACCGGGUCCUUAGCCUAUUCCACUGGCCCCUCCCAUCCCACAAUUUCCUGUGGCCCUGCCUACUUCCAGAGGAACUAACCAGGGGACAUGCUUUUUAAACAUCCGUUCAGGUGCUCCUCUUUCUGCGUGACCUCAAAUGGACUCACCCUGUUUUAACCCACGUUGGUGAGCCAAGACUAUGGUGCACUACUUUGCUGUCAUUGGAUACAAAUUAACACAUCUUACUUUGGAAAGAGAGAGAGUGAAUAUUAAUGCCUGGAAUGGACUUUUUAGUCAUUUAUUUAUCUAUUUAUUUAUGUUUAUUAAGUUCUAUUUAUUUGCAAUCUUAUGUGACUGGAAUUCAUUUUCAUGUGAAACUGAAAGGUGCUGUGGAUUUUUAGAAUAUCAGCAACUGAGUAAGCAAAAUAUUGGUUUUUAUCCAAAACAUAAAAACAUGUUUAAAAGCUUCUAAGUGGUUUGGUAAAAUAAAUUGAUGUUUAGCAAUAAUUAAAAUUUCUAAAAUUUGUGAUUAAUGGCCAUGGGAUAAAUGAGUGGAUAGGAAAAGUCCUUGGCUUCCAAAUUGUUUGGGGUUUUUUUUUGUUUGUUUGUUUUUAACAAACCAAGAAAGUGUUAUUUGGCAAUAAGAUUUGCUUGAGGUAUUGAAUAGACCAGAACAAGUUGAAUCUAAGUAACAACUGUCUGUAAAUGUAAUUUUCCAACAUGUGGUUGAGAAACAUUUGGUUUUAACCUGUGUGAAACCUUCUGCUACACUGGAAGUGUUUCUAUUACAGUCAUAAUAUUAUGAUGCUAUGCAUAGGAUGUAUUCUAUUAAUUUAUAUUCAUUUUUUUUGCAAUGCAUUAUUAUAAAGAUUAUAUUUUAUACUUGAUUUAUCUCUUUUUUUCUUUUUUUGUUAUUUUUUUUACAGUUGAUGUGAGCAAGGUAGGUAAGAUUGUUUGAAUGUGAGUGAUACUGUAAAAGUUAAAGAGCAGAUAGUGAGUUUGGUCUGAUCCUGCUGUGCUGAAACUUUCAACAUUGUAACACCCCAAAAUAUACAACAAUUGAAAUCUUUUGCAUCAUAUUUUCACUAAUAAGGUGAUUAUGGAUGUAAUGUCUCUCCUCGCUCACUCUUCUCCCUUUCUCCCACCUGUGACUUAAGCACAAACACAUUAAUAAUCUCAAUAAUUAUUUGGUCGUAUUAUAUCGUCAAACAUACCAGCAGGACAAUUUCAGAUACUUUUCUGAUUUAAGAUGCUAAUAAAAUUGUAAAGAAAUUGUUAAACUACUAAAUUAAAUCUCUACUCAUUCAGUAUGUAAGUAUCUUUUGAGAAAGUGGAACAAAGUUGAGUUUCUCUAAUGACACUAACAAAAGAGGUAAUCUGAUGAAUGAACUUAUUGUGACGCCUUUUUCAGUCUUCCUGGUACUUUUGGUACCAUAUCUUUUAGUUUACAUGGAAGGGCUUUUGAUUGUUCUAUAUGAGAUGAUUGUGUUCAGUUUGAAAUUUUGUGGUUGCUUGAUGUGAACAAUGGUCUAAAAAGGAAAUGAAGUGAUAUACACUGAACUGGACAAUCACCCUCCUUGUUACCGGUGAAAGCAUACACAGUAAAAUCCCUAGUGUUAAUAAACGCCCAAAUCAACACUGGGGAUUUUGCUGUGUAGUUGUUACAGCAGGACAUAAUGAUACACUGCUUUUUGUGUCUAUGUAUUCAGUUGUGAUAGUCAUGAUUUAUGUAUUUGUUCAUGAAAUAAACUCUGAACUCAAGAUUCAGUUCUGCAUGUUGUCAAAGGCUAAUAAAAAAAUGAGGUGUGGCCCUCCUUGAGACACACAGCAGACUGCAUUUUGUUGAAAAGUAUAAGAUUGAAGACUGAAUUUUAAGGAGUACAAUGAUUGAAUAAGGACUGCAAUAUGUCACCUCUGGAAUAAUAUUGUUAAAAGUUCAUCAUCUUCAGUAACCGUUUUAACCUGGUUGUGGUGAAUCCUGAGUCAAUCCUGGGAACACUGGGAACGAGGCAGGAAUACACCAUAGAUGGAACACCAGUUUAUCACUGGACAAUAUGCACAUAUUCAACUAGUGGGCAUUUUAGAGUAGCCAAACUGCAUACUGGCAUGUUUUUGGUAGAUGGAAGGAAACCAGAGAACCCAUAAUUUGCAAAUAGUAAUUAUUCAACUCAAGAACUUAAAUAAGCAAUUAUGCUAUAGGUCUAAACACCCCUGCUUUAAAAACAAUAGAAACCAUCACAGAAAUUCUAAUGGUUUCCACUACAAAUACCAUUACAAAUCAUCAGCUAACCAUUAAAACCAUUACCAUUAUAGGUCCCUAAUUGUAUCCACUAGACAUAACAUGCCACCAAUAGAAGGCAAUAACUUACCAGUAGAGACCAUUACAGUUUCCAUUAAAACAAUAUAAUCAGUAUAACCAUUAAAACCAUUGUUUUUUUCAGCAGGGACUACAAAACCUAAUUCUGUGAUAAACAUUGAUGUUGCACCUGAGAUUUUAUGACUCACUAUUACAGGCAAAUACAACAUGACUUUUAAGGGACAUAUUUAUUAAAAAAGAAAGUGUGUGUGUGUGUGUGUGUGGGUGUGUGUGUGUGUGUGUGUGUGUUAUAUUACAUCCCACACCAUACUGUAUGUUUGUGUACAGGCGAUAGAUAAAGUGUGGAUGCCUAAAAUUCAUAGUCACCAUCUUCACCAACGGGCAGGGUAUUUUCUGGCUUACUUAUUUCCUGAUUAAAUUGAUCAAUAAAUGUUUCAACUUUUCUAAUUGCCUUGCUGUUGUGUUAUUUUCUUUUAAAAAUAACUGUCUAUGAUGUAGCACAUGAUGGUAGCUGGUAAAGAUGAUAAAUGAUCCAGCUUGACCAGGUCAAGACACCAGGUGUUUUGCUAACUGCUAGCUGUUCAGAAAAAGCUGGAUGUGUGAGUUUCAUUAAAAGCUGGAGUAGAAAGGACAUAAUAUGUAUGUCUUCUCUGUAAAGGAGAUAAUUUUCAUGUCAUAAGCCUUGAAAUAGGCUGCUGCUGUUGUUUUUUUCUGUGCUAAGCUGAACAAUGCUGCCUUUCAGGUUACAGUCUGCGGGGACUCUUUAGCAGCACAUUUGGGAUUUUUUUUUUUUUUUUGUCGUUUGGCCUUUCUUGAGACAGUCAAACUCUUCAGUGUUACUUCGGGGUAAGAAAAAGGAAAAAAAUAAAUAUAUAAAACGCGUUUGUUUGUUUUUUGCAGUUUAUUUGUAUUUGUAGUUCUACCUCCAACUGAACACCAACAACAAAACC